Vanrija pseudolonga is the source of this 3831-nucleotide messenger RNA. RefSeq lists its product as uncharacterized. Lineage: Eukaryota; Fungi; Basidiomycota; Tremellomycetes; Trichosporonales; Trichosporonaceae. Bases 85 to 3693 code for a protein of 1202 amino acids. The record is from RefSeq and is a predicted model, not a curated record. Gene Ontology annotation, molecular function: protein heterodimerization activity. The transcript is spliced from 6 exons.
CGUCGUACCCCCGUGUCGCCCUCUGGCCAACCUAAACAGCUCGGCGCGCUACCACUCUAGCCGGGUACCCGGAGCGUACGAGAAAUGUCUGACUUCCCCUUUGUCUCAGCCACGUCAGCCAAUGCAAUCAUCUCCGAACUGCGCCCCACCAUACUCUCCGGGCCCGCUCUUGGCCAUGUCAAUGCCAUCCUCGACGAGGUCCUCGUCUCCAUCAUUGAGGCGUCGGCAUCACUCAACCCUGCCGAUUUGAGGACAAAGGGCUUUCCCGCAGUCUUUGCCGAAGCCGCCUCGGAACAGCACGCCUCGGUGGGCUCUCUCGGCCGCGCUGCCAUCGGAGAAGCAGAAGUCGAGAUCCGCAGCUGGUAUGAGGCGCACCCCUCUGCCCGCGAUGGCUUCCGCGGCUUUCCGCCACGAGGCAAUGGAAGGGGCUUAACCGAAGAGGCUGAGAGAAGAAAGAAGGAGUUCCCCGUCGCAGAAGCCGUCGAGCUCAUGAGGCUCAAGACGUCUUCCUUCUCUACCUUUGCCCCUGAGCCUUCCCCUCCACAACACGACGUCGACAGCACGUUUGCCCUAUGGCAGCAAGCUGGUGGUGAUAUCGGCGAGGAGACAGUAUCCCCAGCUGCCCUCUGGCUCACAGCGGUGUUAGAACACAUCUGCGAGCACAUCUUAUCAAAGUUGACCCAGGUCCUUGGCCGCGACUGCGUCUCCACGACAGCAGACACUGCAGACCUCUACACCGCAAUAUGCGAGGACGACAGCAUGUACGCCAUCUUCACGCGGAUGAAGGUGCGAACAAAACUGGAACAGGAAGCACGAGGAAUGGCCGGUCCUAAGCGACCGUUUCGGAGUACAAGCGGUCCCUCACCGACGGUCGAGCCUGCAGUGUCACCAGAUGGCUCGUUCGCAUCCCUGCCAGCGUCCAACCGGGACGAUUACAGACUGCACAAGAAGUAUGGCAGCACGGGCGCCAGCAGCACAAACCGCCCUGCGAGCGAUCAAUUUGCUCGUGUGCCACUGGCCACGAACAGCAAACCGCCCCCUGUGCCCUCGUCUGGCCAGCACAAGAGAGCCUCGAGCGUUCUCAGCCUGUCGGCAAGACAAAUUAUCGGCGCAUGGCAGCAGGGGCAGGAUGAGACGGACAAGAGCUCGAAGCGGUUGUCGGUUGGCCAGGCUGAGGACGACUUUGACGCCCUGAUCCGCAGCGGCGAGACGAUGCGUGUCAGUUUGACCCCAAGUCGUUUGAGCACCUUUGAUCCCUCCUUCAUCUCUUCGAACAUGCGGGACAAGAGGAAUAGUGGGGCUACUAGCGACUACAUCUCAGCACAACAAUCCUCCAGCGAGUCGUCAUUGUUAUCUAGCAACAGCACACAAGCGAGCACAGCCGAAUCCGGGAUGGUCACUGGAGCAUCGCAGCGCGUAGCCGCUGGCCGCAGCCUGUCGGCUGCAACAGCAAAGGCCGGUACUGUUCGUCGUUCAACCAUCGAGGAGAAUGAGGAGGAGGGGACGAAUGCCGAACCAGAGGUGGAAACGCUCAAGGCCGAGCCCGAGGCGUACCAAUCGACCUCCCCAGCGACUGGCUCGUCCUCCGCCUCUGGGUCUGGUUCGGGAUCAGGUGGCACCCAGGUCGACACCCCAACACCCCGUGGCUCCUUGCUGAGACUGCCUGCGACGGCAGUAGCAUCCGAACCUACCAACUCACCUCAUUCAUCGCCUGGCGCGGUGCAUGACUCGCCUCGCGCUGCCAGCGAGGGCGCAGAUGAAAACAAUGGGACACAGACUGUCCGUCUGCGCGCAAAGCCCGCCUCUGUGCGUGACCGUGGAAACACGGGCGACCUGUCCGACUUUCUCAAGAACACUGCACCUGUCGAGUACAUCAAGGGCACAGCACCGGCCGAGCCGGCAGUUGAGGCGUCGUCGUCGACCACGCUGCCCCAGGUCCAGGUCAACAACGAGCCCGUCGUGGACAAGGGGAUUGAGAACAUUGCUGUGAAGAAGAAAGGACCCAGGUUCAAGGCGAUCAUGUCCCGCAUGUCGGUGCAGAAGAAGGACAAGAAGGACGACGACCCAGGCAUCAAGGCGUGGGCUGAGAAGACCCUUGUGCCCUCGCCUUCGAACCAAACAUUAAAGUCGCACGGAAUGAACGGCGGCGACAAGUCUCAGCUCUGCAGCAAGAAGUCUUCUAGCAGUUUUGCCUCGGCUUCAACCCUCAUGCCGCCUGCGCUAUCGCCGGCAGCCUCGAUCGACUCUGUUGGUUCGACACCGCUCACUACGCGCGAAGUGCUGAGAAAGCCUUCGCUAGUGCGCAAGUGGGCGGCGCAAGUGACUGCUGGAGAGCCCAACCGCCGUCGCAGCCGCUCACCGCUCAUGCCCAACUCGCCCAUGCUGGGCUCAGAGCAGCAGCACGGCGAGGAUGAGGAGCUGGGCGACACGUUGACGGAAGAGCCGGCGUCCAUGGAGACCAGCGAGGUGGGCCUCGGCCUCGGCUCACCUGCUGUCAUUCAUUCCCGGGCUACCAACGGCCACAUCAGCACCAUCGAGGAGAGCGACUACUACGAGGACUCGCUUGGUGCUGCCGGAACAAGGGACACGAUCGAGACGAGCGCGACGCUGGACACGAUGGCGACCAUCGACACGGUGGACCGCGGACCGCAGGGACCCGAGCAGGCUCUGGCCGUGUUGACGGCCGCGUCCAAGUCCAACUCUCCUGUCACGACUCCGUCUACCCCGGACGAAAGGUUCCAGACGUCAGCUCUCCCGAGCAAGUCCAGCAAGAGCAAAUCGAUUGCUUCGGGCCGUUCGUCGCUCGUCUUCUCCAGCUCGGUGCAGUACGGGGACAACGAGGACGGGGAGGAGGAGCGCGCGGCGGCUGCGUCCACGCAUGGGACGACCUCCGCCACCGAGUCCCCUUCCAUCGACUCGGUACCCCCCGCCUCGGCGCUCCCUGCCAGGGUGUCUCACAAGAAGGCUCGCUCUCGCCACUCGAGCUAUGCGUCCUUGUCUCGACGCCCGGAGCCCGUCGAGCCGGGCAAGAACUUUGUCGAUGUUGCCGACCUCGUGCCGCUCCGCCAGCUCCUGGACCACGCGACAACAGCGCGCGAGUGCCAACUGCUUCUGGACGCCAUCCUGAGCCAGCUUGGCGUGCCCCGCGGCGAGAUCCUCGGAGGCACCGUCGCCCACCCCGACGACCGUGUCGUUGCGUGGCUCCUGUCCGGCCGUGAGGGCCCAGUGGGAGACAUCACCCCGGUGCACCCCAAGUCCCACUCGCGCGCGUCGUCGUACGCUGGCGGCCACGGGCGUACGUCAUCCAAGCACAUGCCGAGCAGCCGGAGCGCGAGCAGCCUCAGCGGCCGGCGCCGCAUCGCGCCCGAGGCGGCCAACAAGAACCUCCCGGCGCUCCCACCUCCCUCGCCGCUCGGCGAGGAGGCUCCCGCGCUGACGCCGAUCGCUACAGCGCCAGUCACCCCCGAGCCCGCCCCCGUUACCCGCACGCCCGUCGUCUCGCCGCCGAGCCGCAAGCAGCCGAUCGCCAUCGAGAUUGGCGCCACCGCUGGCGAGAUUGACUCUGCGAGGAAGGCCGACGCCCGACGCGCCCGGCGCGCGUCGGCGCCGCUCAUGAGCCCCAGCCCUGACCUUGGGCUGACUUCAAGCCCCAAGCUGGCCAGCGCGCUCGAGGUGCCCUCCCCGCGCAUGUAAUGCGCCGUCUCUCUAUUGUCAAAUGUCUCGAACAAUCUGUGAAACAUCUAGGAAGGAUAGACCUGUAUAGACCUGGCUUGACCCAAGGACAUUGGGCUGUAGAGUAUUAACAUAUGGUAUGCAUGCCGUAGUACUUGG